CACAUGGGCAGGGAAAAAAGUACAGGGUGAGAGGAGGAGGGGACAGAAAAGCUUAGACAGCUUCUGGUUUUGCUUUCAAACACUCGCUGCAUGCCAUAUCACCUCCCCGUGCAUACAAAACUGGCGUGGCACAGACACUCUCAUUCAAACACAUUCAGAGAGCAAUCCCAUCUACACAAACACACAAACACACAGCUUGUGUCCAGCCACCCACUCGGACGACUGGGACUCUGACGGAGAGCACCUGCAGGGAAUUCUACACACUCACAGCCAAAACAGACAUACGCCUGCUUCGCUGGAGUUUCAGAGCUGCCAGCACUACUGAUUGGACGUGUGUAAGCGCAUGUGAGAGGAACUGGAUCUUCCCUGAAUUUGGCCCAAUGUCAAACGAAGACUGUCGUUCCCCCAUUGGCCUGGACUGCUGCAGCUGCUGCUUGGAUCUGGCCAAUGAAUGUGAGACAGAACCAGGGAGAUCUGGACUUCCAAGCCUGGGAAGCCCGACCUCCAUCAGUAACUUUAGACAGCUCCGGGACCAGCUGAUCUUCCAGAACCUGAACACAGACAAGCUAAACACCAUCAUGAGACAGGACUCGCUGGAGUCGGUGGUGCGUGACCCCUGCUACCUGCUCAACGAGGGCAUCUGCAACAGCAACAUUGACCAGACCAUGCUGUCAAUUCUGCUCUUCUUCCACAGUGCCUCUGGUGCUAGCGUUGUGGCCAUAGACAACAAGAUCGAGCAAGCAAUGGAUCUUGUGAAGAACCACCUGAUGUAUGCAGUCAGGGAGGAAGUGGAGAUCUUGAAAGAGCAGAUCAAGGAGCUGGCUGAAAAGAACAACCAGCUGGAGCGCGAGAACAGCCUGCUGAAGAACUUGGCGAGCCCAGAGCAGCUGGAGAAGUUCCAGUCACGUCUUCCAUCAGAGUCCCAGCUUCCGCUGGAAACGCAAGGGAUGGAGACGUCCGAGCACCGCAGCCAGUACAAAGGCUCGGCUGUAUAAGUGGCUCUGCAUUGGGGCGGGCAGAGCCAUGACUCCCACCUGAAAUGGACCUCACAAAGUUGUCGUCGUUGUUGAUGUGCAGCUUCCAAACGAAGCUGGCUGUACAGACGGGGAAGAACCUCGACCCAAAUGAAAGCCUCCGACGUUUCCAGGGCCUUUGCCUCUUCUGUAAUACCCGACAAUCUCUUCGGACUUAUGCGGAAAAAGAGAGAGUGAUGUAGGUUACAGUAAGACCAGACGACCGGCCGCGUGGAGGGCGAACCCGGCCUAGCUUUUCUCUCGCUGCCUAUUGAGGACGAGAGGGGCUUGUCUGACAGUGCUGGUCCUGAAAAAAAGCACCAAGGGAACGUUCCCUUAGAGACUUGCUUUCAGAGUCACAAGAGCCCCAUGUGGAGUUCUCAAUGCUACAAGCUACCUGGGAUUGCACAUAGUCAAGCCUGUUGACUGUGCUUAUAAGCUCACAUUAGUGGUUUCACAUGCACACAUCCACAAGAGCUUAUGUAGUUGAGCUGGACUUUUUGGUCCAUGCUAUUACAUUUGGUGAUUUUUAGUCACAUGCUUCAUAAGAAUCUUUUGUAUUCUUUGCAGACGGGGCUUGCUGCUUGUAAGGGAUGUUCUGCUUUGGUUUUUCUUUUGAAACUGAACAAAAUCGACUCUUGUAAACUGUUGAUUCUUUUGUGGGGGUAGUGAUGUGUAUAAAUUUGCUUAGAUCUGUAAAUUAGCACGAUGUAAAGAAACGUGAUGGAUUGAUGGAGCGGAGCAGUAUCUGCUCUUUUUUUUUUUUGUUUUUGUUUUUUUGCAUAUGCACUCUUGAUCUUGCCAGCUUGCUCACUGGCAGGACUUGUCUGUGUAUUCAUGUUGUCAGAAGAAGACAGCAUGCUCUUGAGCUAACAUUUCUAACUACCAAAGUCUCACUUCAUACUCGCGUCACUCAUGACCAUGUUCAUGUGGCGAAGGUUGUUUUUUGUUUUUAUCUGUUUUUAUGACAUGAGUGUUGUUGCUUUCACUGUGUCCAUUGAACAAUGUUUUUAACAAUGUAUGGAUACAAAAUGCACAUAGCAAUAAACCUUAUGUUUACACUAAA
Messenger RNA from Hemibagrus wyckioides, 2079 nucleotides. It is a transcript of the gene tsc22d3, whose product is annotated as TSC22 domain family, member 3. Lineage: Eukaryota; Metazoa; Chordata; Actinopteri; Siluriformes; Bagridae. The coding region runs from base 381 to 995 and encodes 204 amino acids. The record is from RefSeq and is a predicted model, not a curated record. The transcript is spliced from 3 exons. Gene Ontology annotation, biological process: regulation of transcription by RNA polymerase II.